AUGGCCGGGCUGCCUCGCUUCGUGGGUCCCCUCGUCGUGCUCCUGCUCCUCGUCUCCCCCGCCCAGCCCACCCCCUACAGCGACAACCUCCAGGACGCGUGCAACAAGACGUUGUUCCCCAAAGUUUGCAUCCAGUCGCUGACAACCAACCCGGAGUCCCGGACAGCGGACGCGCGCCGGCUAGCGGAGCUGUCCGUGUACGUGGCCAAGGAGGUGGGCACGACGGUGGCAGCGUUCGCUCACCACGAGCUCAACGGUAUCAAGGAUGACAUCCUGUUCAAGUGCCUCGACGGCUGCUCCGACGACAUUGAAGAGACAGUGGCGCACCUGAGCGCCCUCACCCGCGAGCCCACCAACGCCAAGUUCCUCGAGGUCAAGUCCUGGCUCUCCGCCACGCUGGGCGGCUCGUCCACCUGCGAGGAGAGCUGCAAGGACGCGCCCGUCAGCGAUGUCAAGAACGGCGUCGUAACCAAGAGCCUCGAGUUCGAGAAGCUGCUCCGCGUCACGUUAGACCUCAUCACCGAGGCGUCUGGAUCCAUGUCCGGCGUCGUCGCCGUGCCGCCCACGGCCUGGGACGCCAGCGCUCCAGGUUCCUACGGCGCCAGCGCACCUGAGUCGUCUGAGAGUGCCAGCGCACCUGAGUCGUCCGACAGUGCUAGCACGACGGGCUCUUCCGGCUCCAGCGCACCGACCUCCGAAGCACCAUCUGCUGGAGCGCCGGCGCCGUCGAACGCACCUACUUCCGACGCACCGUCAGCUGACGCGCCGACCCCCUCCUACGGAUCCAGCGCAUCGGGCUCCGGUGCACCAGCACCCUCGAACGCACCAACCUCCGACGCACCGUCAGCUGACGCGCCGGCCCCCUCCUAUGGCGCCGCCAGCGGACCAGCUGCCGAUGCACCGUCGUCAUCCCCAUCGGACUCGGACGCGCCAUCUUCCGGAGCUGCCGACUCGCCAUCCUCAGGGUCUGCCGGCGCACCAUCAUACGGGUCUGCCGCCGCACCAUCGCACGGGUCUGCCGGCGCUCCGUCACCGUCCGGCGCCGACGCUUCGUCCCCUUCCGGCGCCGACGCUCCGUCCCCUUCCGGCGCCGACGCUCCUGACGCCGAUUCGCCUGCAUGA
Hordeum vulgare subsp. vulgare (domesticated barley) is the source of this 1122-nucleotide messenger RNA. RefSeq names its product skin secretory protein xP2-like. The transcript has a single exon. The coding region runs from base 1 to 1122 and encodes 373 amino acids. NCBI's taxonomy places the organism in Eukaryota, Viridiplantae, Streptophyta, Magnoliopsida, Poales, Poaceae. The record is from RefSeq and is a predicted model, not a curated record. Gene Ontology annotation, biological process: negative regulation of catalytic activity. Gene Ontology annotation, molecular function: enzyme inhibitor activity.